GACGUCCGCUGUUAGCAACAAUGCUCUCUACCAACAGAUGGAGGAUUGCAUGAAUAUUUCUAGAGAUUUUAACUCCAAGAGAUGUGUUUUAAGGACAUGUUUGACAGUGUUGGCUAUUGUGUUGGCAGAGUCUGUGCCGCGAUUUGAUUUGGUCAUGUCAAUCAUAGGAGGAACGUUCACAGGACCACUAGUGUUUAUGUUACCUCCAUUAAUGUUUCUGAAAAUAAGAAAAUUGAGUAGAAGACGCGAAGAACAAUUUACGAAUGAAGUAAAAGCCGAAAAAGCCACUUCUUUAGAAUCCUGUAAAUUCGUCGUGGAGAAAUUCACGGACAGAGCGAAUGUGGAAAGUAUUUUCUGCUUGUGGAUUGUAGCAAUUAGUAUUUUAUUGACUUCUGCAACAAGUUAUAUUAAUUUUAGCAAUGCCAUUUAUUCGUAUAAUAAUGCCAGCCGACCAUGCAUUUAUAACAUAUCUACAAUAUUAAUAAACUCCUAGUUAAAGGAAUUUAUUUACUUAAUUAAUUUAAUUAUAGAUAAAAUCUUAACAAUGGUUUAAAUUUCUUUAAUGAUCGUUAUAAAUUAUUGUUCAAUAGGUAAAAGCAUUGUUGCACAAUUAGAAAAAACUUUUUGAAAUUUCUGUCAAAAUAUAUAACAAUUGUAGUAAUUUAUUCCUUCUU
Molecule: messenger RNA, 674 nt
Organism: Phyllotreta striolata
Lineage: Eukaryota; Metazoa; Arthropoda; Insecta; Coleoptera; Chrysomelidae
Source: the annotation of a GenBank genome assembly